Trichoderma harzianum CBS 226.95 is the source of this 2118-nucleotide messenger RNA. RefSeq lists its product as hypothetical. Gene Ontology annotation, molecular function: ATP binding; protein kinase activity. The record is from RefSeq and is a predicted model, not a curated record. The transcript is spliced from 3 exons. Lineage: Eukaryota; Fungi; Ascomycota; Sordariomycetes; Hypocreales; Hypocreaceae. Bases 235 to 1908 code for a protein of 557 amino acids. Gene Ontology annotation, biological process: protein phosphorylation.
UGUUUACGUAGCGGGCCCUUUGUUUCUUCUCAUCAAUUUUUUUCAUCUUCUUUAUUUUGUCUGUAGUUUUUGUUUUCUUUCUUUCUUUUUCUUUUCCAGCUUCCUUUCUAGUUCUGCUUAUAAACACCACCUCUCACUAGUCUAGGGCGAUCGCCAAGGCCAAGUGGUCUUUCUUUCUCAGCCCAGAAACUAAUUGCAUCUUUAAUCCCCACGUUUUCUAUCUAAUACCAGGCCAUGGCUGAGGCUCUUGGCACCGCCAUUGGCGUCAUUGGCUUCGUCGGCCAGCUAUUCGACGGCUGUGUCAAAGCCUAUGGAUACUUUACCACGGCAAGCAACCUAGACUCGGACAGCCAGCGGAUGAUGUGCAAAGUGCGCAUUGAGGAGAUGCGGCUGGUGGUCUGGGGCAGGGAAUGGGGAGUCGCAGAGGGCAAGUUUGACGAGCAUCUGAGCGAGCGGAAUCCGCAACUCAAGGUCUUGGCGACACAGAUUCUGGAACAGCUUCAUGGCACCGUCACGGACUUUAAGAAGCUGCAAGAUCGCUAUGGGCUGGUGGACGAGGCGGCGACUAAGGGCGGUAAGGAGGCGGAUGUCUCACCACCGCGGAAAGGGUCCAAAGAUGAGGGCAAGAAGACGAAUGGCUUCAAGACGUCUUCGAGCACGCUUAAUCUUUCAAGUGAGAGGAGCUGGAGAAAAGAGAUUGGGCUGAGGACGAAAUGGGUAAUAGGAGACAAGGACAAGUUUUCCAACCUGUUAAAGGAUCUCAAAGACUUCAACGACGGCCUCGAAGCCCUCUUCCCCCCUUCUCAGGUCCAAUCCUUCCAGCGCGCAUGGACGCAUCAACUCCUUGAUCGCGCCCAACGAGACCUCACCGAGCUCUCUCUUCUCGAAAAUGCGUCAUCUGGCAUCUAUCCCAAGCUCACAAACUCGGCCAACCUCAAGAAACUCCGCAUCAACCUCGACAGCAAGCCCCAGGAGUCCUUCAAGCCUACCUUUGCCCUGAAAAUCGGCCGCACCUCGCUCGACAUCCAGGAUUUGGAAUCGCCUCGCCGGGUUCAGGCCCAUCAUGUCACUGCAGGUGAUGUACUCAUCGAAUGGGUCGAUUAUGACCGCGAAGAGAUUGAGGAGCGCGUUGUCCAUGUCCGAAGAAUGGACGACUUGGCUCGCAUGAUGCAUUCAGCUUCAGAAUGCCAUCCAGAUCUUCACAGCAUUGACUGUCUGGGAUACACAGAUGACUCCGCCAACAACCGCUACGGCCUCGUCUAUAAAGCGCCGGCAUCUUCUCACUCAACGCUCAAGACGCUCAUCUCCAGCCCCGACCUCAAAACGCCGGAUCUCGACGACCGCAUCCGCCUCGCGCAGACACUUGCCGUCGCCGUUUGGUCUCUGCAUUCGCUCGACUGGCUGCACAAAUCCAUCUGCUCUUCCAACAUUGUCUUUUUCCCUUCUGCAUUUUCCACAUCUGGCCUCUCGCCCACCGCCUCUGCCGCCCUCGUGCCAGACAUCUCCCUGCCGUAUCUCAGCGGCUUUGGCGCCUCUCGCCCAGAACUCGACACGGCUCUAUCCGUUGUCCCGCGCAACCCGUCCAUUGAGGACCUUCACCGCCAUCCUGCCUCUCUCCGCGGUAGGCCGCAUAUCAAGCCAUUUGACAUUUACAGCUUCGGCCUGGUGCUGUUGGAGAUUGGCCUCUGGAAAGUCCUACAGACUUACUACAAGGCGCACUACACUGCCGAGCGCUGGCGUGAUAAGGUCGUCCUCGCCGUGCUGGUCCCGGGAUUGGGCAGCAAGGUAGGCAAGCGGUACAGGGAAGUAGUAGAGAUGUGUUUGCGAGUGGAUGAGGAGAUGUCAAGCAGCGAAGCGGGUGAGUUGAUGGAGGAGGUUGUGAACAAGUUGGAAAGCAUCCGGGUGUGAUAUGGGGCAGUGAUAUAACACGAUGUGACGACGAUAAUGAUGAUUGAAUGAGUAGCAAUGAUGAAAACAUGGCGAGCUGUUGCAUAUAGAAAGAAUAAGUAUAACAUAAUGCGGAACAAAAAAAGGAGCGGUUGUCUGGCACCCAGUCUCAGCUGGGUACGCCGUGGGUCAUGGGCACAAUUGCAUAGACAGUACUUGUAUCAAAAGCGU